Messenger RNA from Oncorhynchus kisutch (coho salmon), 1678 nucleotides. RefSeq names its product 40S ribosomal protein S3. The record is from RefSeq and is a predicted model, not a curated record. Gene Ontology annotation, cellular component: nucleus; cytosolic small ribosomal subunit. The coding region runs from base 483 to 1274 and encodes 263 amino acids. The transcript is spliced from 6 exons. Gene Ontology annotation, molecular function: RNA binding; structural constituent of ribosome. Lineage: Eukaryota; Metazoa; Chordata; Actinopteri; Salmoniformes; Salmonidae. Gene Ontology annotation, biological process: translation; positive regulation of apoptotic signaling pathway.
GGGAUGGAGAAAACGUGUCACACCAGUCCCCGAGGGCCUUAUUGGAGUUGCCCACGACUGUUCUAGUGGCAUGCUAACGUCUGCAUGUUAGCUAACAUUUGUGUCUUCCUUUCAAAGUAAACACACCUUAAGCGUGUGUUUAGGUAGAAUAGCUUAAAUACCUACAAAAUGUAAUUGAUCUGGAAUGUUAUACCAAUCUAUUUAUUUCCGUCAAGUAGUGUACGUUUUAGUUUGUCAGUUUUAGCUUUGUUGUUUAAAAAAUAUAUACUUUCAGCUGUGUUUGAAUCUGUUGUGUAGUGUUGGGGCAAAAACCAAAGACAACAGAGCUAAAACAAACGGACAAACUAAAACGUACACUACUUGACGGAAAUAGAAUUGUAUAACAUUCCAGAUCAAUUACAUUGUGUACGUAUUUCAGCUAUUCUACCUAACGCAGUGACGAAUCUGGGAAUGUGCAUGCGUUUAAAUGAAAACAAUAGCAUAUGGUUAUUUCCGGGAAGCAGGAACAGUCUUUCCGGUCUAUGACACGUCCAAAGAUGGCAGUGCAAAUAUCUAAGAAGAGGAAGUUUGUCGCUGAUGGCAUCUUCAAAGCUGAACUGAACGAGUUCCUCACCAGAGAGCUCGCUGAGGAUGGCUACUCCGGUGUGGAGGUUCGUGUCACCCCAACCAGGACCGAAAUCAUCAUCCUGGCUACCAGGACACAAAACGUUCUUGGUGAGAAGGGGCGUCGUAUCCGUGAGCUGACUGCAGUGGUGCAGAAGAGGUUUGGCUUCCCAGAAGGCAGUGUUGAGCUGUAUGCUGAGAAGGUUGCUACUCGUGGUCUGUGCGCCAUCGCCCAGGCAGAGUCCCUGCGCUACAAGCUUCUUGGUGGUCUGGCUGUCCGUAGAGCCUGCUAUGGUGUCCUGCGCUUCAUCAUGGAGAGUGGAUCCAAGGGUUGUGAGGUGGUGGUCUCUGGAAAGCUCAGGGGUCAGAGGGCCAAAUCUAUGAAGUUCGUGGAUGGCCUCAUGAUCCACAGCGGAGACCCCGUUAACUACUACGUCGAUACUGCUGUCCGCCAUGUGCUGCUCCGUCAAGGUGUCCUGGGGAUCAAGGUGAAGAUCAUGCUGCCCUGGGAUCCCAGUGGUAAGAUCGGCCCCAAGAAGCCUCUCCCCGACCACGUGAGCAUCGUGGAACCCAAGGACGAGCAGGUCCCUUCAACCCCCAUCUCAGAGCAGAAGGGAGCCAAGCCGGAGGCCGCUGCCGUCGCACCUGCGACACCCGUCCCUACAGCAUAACCAUGAGGGAGCCCCAAACCAGAGUCACAAUUUUCCCUGUGUAAGGCAGGUUUAGCGACGUGUUAAAGAGGCAGGAUAAGUUCCAGUACAAGUUCCAGUACAGCUUGCACAGUGCUGCUUUGUCGUUCCCCCUGAACACAACCCUGUUUCCUACUAUCUCGGUCUGUCUGCAUCCCACAGCUGGCAGGGACGCUUGGUUUCAGACACCACUUCGCCCGUUGACAUAAAUCUAUGCAUUUUGUUAGCAUAGCCUAAAGGGAGUGCUAAAAAUGUUAAGGUAGCAAAAUGUCUGAUCUAAUUUUCCCUAUUAAAAAAAAUAAAAAUAUUGAACAGGUCAUCAUGAGUCAUCUGGAAAUUCUCCAAAUACCUUUUUUCAAUUGUUGAUAAAAAUAAUUUUAAAAAUA